Vanderwaltozyma polyspora DSM 70294 is the source of this 957-nucleotide messenger RNA. It is a transcript of the gene ATG3, whose product is annotated as Atg3p. The record is from RefSeq and is a predicted model, not a curated record. Gene Ontology annotation, cellular component: cytoplasmic ubiquitin ligase complex; cytosol. Bases 1 to 957 code for a protein of 318 amino acids. NCBI's taxonomy places the organism in Eukaryota, Fungi, Ascomycota, Saccharomycetes, Saccharomycetales, Saccharomycetaceae. The transcript has a single exon. Gene Ontology annotation, biological process: nucleophagy; autophagosome assembly; autophagy of mitochondrion. Gene Ontology annotation, molecular function: Atg8-family ligase activity.
AUGUUAAGGUCAACUUUGAGUAGUUGGAGGGAGUAUCUAACACCAGUUUCGCACAAAUCUACAUUUUUGAGUAGUGGCCAGAUUACUCCAGAUGAGUUUGUUCAGGCUGGUGAUUAUCUUUGCCAUAUGUUCCCUACUUGGGAAUGGAAUAAAGCUGGUAACGAUGUUCUAUUCAGGAAUUUUUUGCCUGAGGACAAACAGUUUUUAGUUAUGAGGAAAGUUCCUUGUAAUGUGAGAGCUAAACAGUUUGUGAAUAUUGAUGACAGUGCUUCUGAAGCGUUUGUUCAAGGGAUCAACGACGAAGAUGGUUCUAUUGAGAACGGCUGGAUGAUAGGCGGAGGGGAGACUGAUCACUUAUCGAAACAUUCUCUAUCUUCUGGUGAUGUGACGCCUAGUGGGAAUAAUACAAAGACUAUGGAUGAGACUACUCCGGAUAUUGAUGAUUUGAUGGAAAGUAUGGGCAUUGAGGAUACAGAUGAUAUUAUAGAUACACCACAGAAUACUGAUAGAAGGUAUUACGAUUUAUACAUCACCUAUUCCACUUCUUAUAAAGUACCCAAAAUGUAUAUCGUUGGGUUUAAUGGUAGUGGUUCCCCUUUGACUCCUGAAGAAAUGUUUGAAGAUAUUGCACCUGAUUAUAGAUCCAAGACUGCUACAAUUGAAAAACUGCCAUUCUAUAAGAAUACUAUAUCUUCAGUUUCGAUUCAUCCUUGUAAACAUGCGAAUGUUAUGAGGAUUUUAUUGGAUAAAGUAUUGGUUGUGAAAAGAAGAAGAAGAGAAGAAAUGUCAGAAAAUCAUAAUGAACAUAAACCAAAUCCAGAAAGUGAUGAAUGGGAAGACUUACAAAAUGAUGUAGAUGACACUAUUAGGGCGGACCAAUAUUUAAUCAUAUUUUUGAAAUUUAUAACAAGCGUCACUCCUGGUAUAGAACAUGAUUAUACUAUGGAAGGGUGGUGA